Molecule: messenger RNA, 624 nt
Organism: Pieris rapae (cabbage white)
Lineage: Eukaryota; Metazoa; Arthropoda; Insecta; Lepidoptera; Pieridae
Exons: 2
Coding region: 19-597 (192 amino acids)
Source: RefSeq, a predicted model, not a curated record
CAAGUGCUUUGUUUUUGAAUGUUGCAGUUAGUUUCAGUGCUAUGCAUAAGAAUGCAGUUUUUAUUUGUGAUAAUACUUGCACUCCACUUUACAUUAAUAGUAUGCAAGCGGAAAUACAAAGAUUCCUCCUCCGAAGAAAGCAUAGAAAACGUCCUAUAUUACCAAGAUUGCAAGCAUAAACGCGACCAACCAGCGCCAUUACAAAUGAGGGCCGUUGAACCACCGACAACAAAGAAGCCCCAAGAAUGCAAAAUGUGUUGCUCUAUGUGCUGUGGAGAGGAGUGUCAGCAGUCAAGCACUUGCAACCAACAAAAACCUAAAAUGAGACAGCCUCAGUUCACACCAGUGAAAAAACUUGAGCCAGCCCGACCCACCCGGCCGCGCGUAUUAAAUCAAAACCCAUUUUUUGCUAGAAGAGAAUUUGGAUUAACAAAAGAAAAUAUUAAGAGCCUUAUAUCUCAAGAUACGGAUAUAAGAAAGAUUUUAAAGGACUUAGUAAGAGUAACAAUGCAGAAGGUUGAUCUGAUGCAGCUAUUGAAGGCCAAGCAGACAGACAAGCCGUUGGUGAAAGAGAACGAGUAUGAAAAUGAUUUAUAAAGACUCAUAGAUUAAUAAAAGUACACA